CUGGGCCGUUCUGUAUGCCGGUAAAGGGUGAGUGAGGUGGGCUAGUGUGUGCGGACCGGGCCGGGUGGACUACCAGCUGGGUGUAUGUCGAGAACAGUCCCCCAGUCUCUCUCUACACUCAAUAACUGGAUGGAGGUUACAAUCUGAGGAUCUGUUUUGGUGGAAUAAAAACAGAAACAAAGAGGAACCGGGGGAUUACCAACCUACUAAAGAAAACAGGAUGUAACAAACCGCAGAGCAGAAUGUCAAAGUGGAACAAAAGAGACUUCUUCUUGGUUGUUAUUCUCCUCCGUGAUCCGAGUCUCAGCGGACUGACUGAACUAACCAGCAGCUAACCUGGCUAACGUUAGCUGAGUUAACGCUACAGCUACAUUACAGCUUCCAGCAUCCUUUGCUUGCCUAUAUUUGGUGAGUGGAUCUCAUCAUUGACAUUAUUAGCUCAGCCAUGGCAGCAGUGGUGAGCUACUCUCCACCAUGGUGGGUGAACCUUCUGCACAGACUUCCCCAUUUCAACCUCAUGUUCGAGCAAACGAGCAGUGAUUUCCAACCUGAGGACUGGACAUAUCAACAGUCUAUCCUGUUACUGGGAGGUGUGGCGCUCGCCUGUCUGGCCCUGGACCUCCUGUUCCUGCUCUUCUAUUCCAUUUGUCUGUGCUGCCGGCGGAGCAAAAGUGAGGAUCAGCCCAACGCUGACUGCUGCUGCACGGCCUGGUGUGUCAUCAUCGCAACACUCGUCUGCAGCGCUGGCAUUGCUGUCGGUUUCUAUGGGAACGGCGAGACUUGUGAUGGAGUGAACCGGCUGACGUAUUCCCUGCGCCACGCUAACCGCACAAUCACUGGGGUGGAGAAGCUGGUAUAUGAGAGUACAUCCUCAUUGAACCAGACGGUAGAGAACAAUCUGCAACAGCUUGAGGGCCAGUAUGCGAAGCACGCGGACUACCUGUCCAUCAUCCAAAAGCUGCAGGGCCAGCUGGACGAGCUGGUCAGACAGAUGGUGGAGAUCCCCUUCUGGGACAACAGCGACAUCUCCCUGGAGGAGCUGGCCGUCACGAUUGAGCUGUAUGACUGGUACAGGUGGCUGGGCUACAUAGGCCUGCUACUGUUCGACGUCCUCAUCUGCCUUCUGGUGCUGUUUGGCCUCAUUCGCAACUCCAAGGGAACGCUUAUCGGGGUGUGCUUGUUUGGCGUAGUGGCUCUGGUAAUCAGCUGGCUCACCCUGGGGCUGGAGUUGGCCGUCUCUGUGACCUCCAGUGACUUCUGUGUUGCUCCUGACAUGUAUGUCACCAAAGUGGCAGACCAGUAUGGAGUCAUCAAACGAGACAUCCUGCAGCACUACCUUAGUUGCAGCUUGGAACGAACGAACCCCUUCCAGCAGAAGCUCUCCGGGAGCCACAAAGCGUUAGUGGAGAUGCAGGAUGACGUGUCUGAACUGCUGCGAUCUGCCACCAGAGAGUACAAACAAACUCAGGGAAAUUUAGAAGAGAUCCAGGGGAUACUGAACACCACAGAGAUCAGUCUACAUCAGCUCACUGCCCUGGUGGACUGUCGCAGCCUGCACAUGGACUUCGUCCAGGCCAUGACGGGACUGUGUUAUGACGGACUGGAAGGCCUCAUCUACCUCGUGCUCUUCUCCUUCAUCACUGCUCUCAUGUUCAGCUCGAUUGUUUGCAGUGUGCCUCACACCUGGCAGAGCAAGAGGACCGAGGAGGACAGUGAGGAUGAGUCUCUGAGCCACGGGGGAAGGCAGAACCAUGAUAACCUGUACCGGGUCCACAUGCCCAGCCUGUACAGCUGUGGCAGCAGCUACGGCAGCGAGACCUCCAUCCCUGCUGCAGCUCACACAGUCAGCAACGCACCUGUCACCGAGUACAUGGCUCAGAACGCCAACUUUCAGAACUCUCGCUGUGAAAAUACGCCUCUGAUAGGACGAGAGUCUCCUCCGCCCACGUACACCUCCAGCAUGCGGGCAAAGUACCUGGCCAACAGCCGACCAGAUCCCAACGGCCGACCAGAUCCCAACGGCCAACCAGAUCCCAACAGCCGACCAGAUCCCAACAGCCGACCUGAUCCCAACAGCCGACCUGAUCCCAACAGCCGACCAGAUCCCAGCCGCCGACAAGAUCCCAACAGCCGACCAGAUCCCAACAGCCCUCCUGCUGCUGCUACUGCAGCCCACUAGACCACACUGGACUCAUCCUGUCUGACGUGUCUGAAGCCUCUCAUCCAUCCAGUCAGUCAGUCAGUCAGUCAGUCAGUCAGUCAGUCGGUUAUUAUUUCUCACCUUUCAGUCACUCCUCCUUCUGCUUUCCGCCACAGUCUCACUUGACAUAAAAUGGACAAACCAAGAGAUCAUAAUGCAAAUGCUUUUUUCCUCGGCUUGUGUUUAUUAUUGCAAGAAUCAUCAUCGGUGCUGGGAAUUCAUCUGCAACUCUGACGUGGUGGAGCCUGGAUUGACUUUUACACUCCCAACUUAUUGUUUCUUUACACAUGAAUGCACCAUGACAUGUCACACCUCUUCCUAACAUACGGCAACCGAGCACAGUGCAGGUUAGGACGUCUCCAUUGGGGAAAAACUGAUACAAUCUCGCUUGUUCACUUGCGUCCAGUUAGAGGUGUAACAAGGCAUUGCAGUGUUGAGGACUCUGGACGUGCUCAUAGACGAACACUGAUUACUACUGGUUGAUGUUGUUGUUGUUUUGUAAAGUACUGUACUGCCCUCUCUCACUGCUGUGGGAGAGUAAAGAGAAAACGCCUUACACAUAAACAUGGGAGGAAUCAGCUGUUUUCUUCCCCCCUGAACUGUAGACAUUAGUUCUCACAUGACACACUCAACGUAGAAUAGAUUAACUUCACGGUGCAACAUCUCAUCUUACUGCUUGUGGAAUUUAAAAUGCAAGCUAUGUUUGAAUCAUCGAGUAAGAUUUGCGUUAUUCUCCUGUUAGAGUCGCCAUACUGUAUAUUACACAUGCACAUUGGCUUGUUUUUGCAUUUUUUUGUGUUAAAUCCGACGUCUGGGACCAGUUUUCCUGCAGUAUUGCACGUCUUAUAGGUCUGAAAUUUACAUUUUUAUCUUCUUGGGACUAUUAUUUCCUGUGGCAUUUUUUAAAAAUACAUUGAUGAGCCACUAUUCUACAGAAAGUGACUGUAACUUGUGAAGCUGUGAACUUGAUUCUGGCACAUGCUCGCAGAGGACAAAGAUGAGCUGCGUGAUGGAAAUGCAGCUGUUUGACAAGAAGAGUCUCAGCGGGAUGAAACCGUAAUGAGAAGUUUUUAUACUACUGGAAGCAGAAACUUUUUUUUUUUUUACAGCCCUUUUGAAGACGAUGGUGAAGCAGAGGAGGACAGAGUUGUGCGUGAUGUCGUCUCCAGACUUUUAAGGAUGAGUUGCCUCUUCACCAGACCUGCUUGCUAUUCUCUCCACGUUCCUGUUAAGAUGUAAAGCCUCAUCUCCCUCAACAGAACCCGACUCUGUCCGGCUACGAUCUCCUCCACCAAAUGCAGCAGCAGCGUAGAGUCAGAAACUCCUCUCACAAGAAUCUUAAUGCAAGUUUAUGUGACAAUAUGCAUAUUGUAGUUUCUACGUGAAUUUCAGAGAGAGAAACUUUUAUGCAUUUGCAAUGCAGUGUCUCACAAAUGUGUUUUAGCAUUUAUAACAAAAAGGUAGAUAAGAGUGAGUGGAUGCUGUGAAGGGGUUGGGAUGCUCUCUCUAUAAUCUGGAAACCUGCUAACUUCCUGUUGAAACGUGACGAUCCUUCUAAUGUGGAGUUUGUACUUCUGCUGCUUCUUGCUUCUCUUAGAUGUGCUUUGUGACCAGUACAAGAGGUGAUUUUUUUUUUUUUUUUUUUUUUUUUAGACGGUGCCAACAAGUGAAGCACAACUCUUUUACUAUCUGAAUAUCUUUUUAAAUGUCUUAACUUGAGGCCACUUUGUAAAAGUUGACAGCUCCUGGUUGCCUGAUGUGCUAUCAAAUGAGAAAAUGACUGUUUUCAAAUCAUUUACGCUCUGUUUAUUAUCUCACUGAUGCAAUCUUUGUUUUUGGGUAGUAGUCAUAUUCUCUUUGUUGUUUGUAAUGCGAGGCGCUUGUACAGAUUAUAAACAUUUACAAAAUGAAGAAAAAAAAAAAGUGGCUGACAAUGACAUUUCAUUUUUAAUUUCUUAAACUUAUUCCACAUUUUUAAACAUUUCUUUUCUAUUUGAUUUACUUUUAGUUUUUUUUUUUUAUUUCAUUUUAGAAUCAAUCACAAUGUGUUGCUUCAUUAAUGUGAAUAUGGUAAAUAGAUUUUUGAGUUUUUUCUGGAAAAAAAAUCACUGUAGAUGUAAUUUUGUUUUUUAUUUUCUACAUAAUUUUUGCAGUCUAAAUUGUGUACAUGUAAAACCUGUGGUUAUAUUGAGCUUGAAUGCUGUGUUUUAAAAUUAAACAAACCUUAACUGUAGUGCA
Sebastes umbrosus (honeycomb rockfish) is the source of this 4438-nucleotide messenger RNA. RefSeq names its product tweety family member 3a (gene ttyh3a). Gene Ontology annotation, molecular function: volume-sensitive chloride channel activity; intracellularly calcium-gated chloride channel activity. Bases 446 to 2179 code for a protein of 577 amino acids. The record is from RefSeq and is a predicted model, not a curated record. The transcript has 15 exons. Lineage: Eukaryota; Metazoa; Chordata; Actinopteri; Perciformes; Sebastidae. Gene Ontology annotation, cellular component: plasma membrane.